This is a messenger RNA of Linum trigynum, 1659 nucleotides long. Lineage: Eukaryota; Viridiplantae; Streptophyta; Magnoliopsida; Malpighiales; Linaceae. The record is from the annotation of a GenBank genome assembly.
AUGUGGCACGAGGCGAGGAGAUCGGAGCGGAAGGUCCACGACAUGAUGGACGCCGCUCGGAAGCGAGCGCAGCGGCGAGCGGUGUAUUUGGCGAAGAGGAGAGGCGAUCCUCAGCAAUCGAUUCAGGUCAUGGGCAAUCGCUGCCGCAUGUACCGCGAUGAUGGCCUCUACCAAGCCGCUGAGGAUCAGCAGGGAUUGAUACCUUGGAACGGGAAGGACGAUGUACUGUUUGACAGAUUCGACGGCCGGGCGCUUCUCGAUUUUAUUCGGGAGGCUGGCUCUCGGAAUUUCCGGCAGCCCGAGAAAUCGGAAGAAGAAGAAGAACUCGAAGAGUUUGUUAGUUUUGAGCGUUAUCGGGAUUUAAUUAAGCUUCGGCGUAGAGGAUUAACUGAUGAGGAAGGUGUACGCCAUGUGAUGCAAGAGAUGGAAGCCAAAGCGAUUUCUCCAUUUGUUUCCCACAGCAAAUCUCAGCAGGCACAGCCUCCUGCCAACAAGGGUACAUAUUCACAAGUGGGUUUCUCUUACGACGGAAACAGAAAAGAGGAUGAGAAGCUAUCAGAUGGCGACGAUGAUGAAGACGACGAUGAAGAUGAUGAGGAUGAAGAAGAUGACUUUAACAGUGACGACAGCGGUGAUGAAGGAAUUGAUGUUAUUGCAAAAGAAUUUGGAGUUAAGAGGUUUGGUUGGCUUGUGUAUAUGGAUAAAAAGGCGAAAGAAGAGGAGAAAAGGCAGAAGGAAGUUAUUAAAGGCGAUCCCGCAACUAGGAAGUUGAGUCGUAAGGACAGAAGGAAAGCUUCUCAAGUAGAGAGGGAAAAAGAGAAGGAAGCUGCUAGAAUCACUGGGACCAGAUUGCUGCGUCAUGAUCCCUACCGGGAAUCUAGACGGAGUCCAACUUAUGAAGCUUAUUCUCGUUCUAGAAGAUCAAGAUCGAGAUCAUACUCUCCAUCACACUCUAGACGUCACAGUCGUGCUGGUCACUAUGACGACGUUCAUCGCAGCAAAGCUAAGAGUCCUAAGAUAGAGUAUAUCACUGAAUUUGGUAGCUCUAUUACUGUGGAAGAGCCGAAGUUUGAAGGAUAUUCUCCACCACCAUCUCCAUCCCGGACUGAUUUGGUGAACCGGCCAUCAUCUGGUCAUAUACUUGAGGCACUUCAUGUUGACCCAGCAUCUGGUGUAUCUCUUGACAAGGAUAAAACUGCAAAAGAGUUGAAACCUUCUGCAAGCAGCAGCAGCUCCUCAGGGUUAUCAAAGCUAAGCAAGGCAAGUGUUCCUGGGGGAGUUGUAAAGCAGCAGCCAGGGGAGAAAAGGGAAACUCCCCAGGAGAGGCUUAAAAGGAUUAUGAACACGCAGCUAAAUAAACAAAUUAAAAAGGACACUGUUGCUGAAAUGACUAAAAAGAAAGAACAAGAGCGUCAGAGAAUGGAGAAACUAGCAGAAACAAGUCGGAUUAGUCGUUAUAGACGAUGUAGCCGCAGCAGGAGUCACAGCCGUUCUCUGCCAAGCCGAAGGAACCGACACAGCAGAAGUCGAAGCAGGAGCAGGAGUUCACGGAGGCACCAUUCGAGAUCCCGCUCACGUUCGAACUCCCGGUCUCGUUCUCCGUCCAGGUCACGGUCUUACUCUCGCUCUCCUAGGAGAAGGAGCAGAUCAAGAUACUAG